Pseudoliparis swirei is the source of this 1852-nucleotide messenger RNA. Its product is annotated as bcl-2-related ovarian killer protein homolog B-like. Lineage: Eukaryota; Metazoa; Chordata; Actinopteri; Perciformes; Liparidae. The record is from RefSeq and is a predicted model, not a curated record. The transcript is spliced from 5 exons. Gene Ontology annotation, cellular component: mitochondrial outer membrane. Bases 362 to 1003 code for a protein of 213 amino acids. Gene Ontology annotation, biological process: extrinsic apoptotic signaling pathway in absence of ligand; regulation of apoptotic process; intrinsic apoptotic signaling pathway in response to DNA damage. Gene Ontology annotation, molecular function: protein heterodimerization activity; protein homodimerization activity.
GUGGAAACAAGUGGACCGAGUCGGACUCGAGCUCUCUGGUGAAUGACACCUGAGGCACAACUUCGACUUGGUGGCUUCCUGCUCGUGUGAAGCAGUUCUUUGAGGAGGAGACGAGUUUCCUCUGGAGGUCGGGCUCUUUCGGCUGUUUGAAAGGUUUCCUGAUUAAUCGAUUGAAAAAAACAAAAUCAAAAUCAGAAGCGGGUACUUCUCAAUAUGGAUACGACGUCGAAGCUGCCAUAUUGUCUUCAGCGUUAAACUUUGUUCCUCCGGGAUUAAAAGAGGACACCCUGAAACGCAGCUGACCCUGGGAGGUCAGGCGCUCUCUGACCCUGAUCCCCCCCCCCCCCCCCUGCAGGAGGACAUGGAGGUCCUGCGGCAGUCCUCUGUGCUGGCUGCGGAGGUCCUGGAUGUGUUUGACCGAUCGUUGACUGAGAAGGAGCUGGUGACCCAGUCCAAAGCCCUGUGCCGAGACUAUAUCCUGUUCAGACUCCACCAGAAUGGACUGGGCUGGUCCAAAAAUGAACUCCACCUCUCGCCGUCACAUGCGGCGCUCGCCGAGGCGUCGUUGGUGCUUCUCUGUCUUGGCGACGAGCUAGAGUGCAUACGGCCCAGUUUGUACAGGAACGUGGCACGUCAGCUCAACGUCUCUGUUGCCAUGGAGAACAUGGUUCCGGAUGCCUUCAUCAGCGUGGCAACACAGAUCUUCUCAACAGGUAUCACAUGGGGGAAGGUGGUGUCCAUGUAUGCAGUAGCCGGAGCCCUGGCAGUGGACUGUGUCCGACAGGGUCAUCCAACCACCGUUCACAUCUUGGUGGACAGUGUGGGACAGUUUGUCCGCAAGUUUCUGGUUCCCUGGCUGAAGAGACGGGGAGGAUGGGCGGAGAUCACAAAAUGUGUGUUGAAGAAGGAUCUCCCCCCUGAGCACCACUGGCUGUCGUCUGUCGUAGACUCCCUGAAGUACUUCCUCACUACAGUGUACGUCUACAUCAUGAAGGAGUCGUGAAGGAGCGCAGAUCGUUGAUAUGAGAGCAUAUCUCAGACUUGUUAAUCAUAAUGGAUGCAGUCGAGAUGGUCGCUGGGCCUGCCGGCGCUGAAUGGCCAUCAACAAAUGUUUUAUCAGCAUCAUGUGUGUGUCGUCUCGGAUAAGUGAUUACCUCCAUCCAAAGAGUCGUCGCUGUGAUAUUUAAGAGCAUACAUGGCAACGGAAAAAAAGGUUUGUGUCCCUCCACCUCUUCUACACACUGUGGCGCUGCUUUCACCGGUGCAGAAAGCCUAUAGCGGUGUAGCUGUAGUGUGUGCGUGAGAGAGAGAUGGUUGUCAGGUUGCACUCCUGAGAGAAACUGUCCGAUGAAUCGAUUUGAUGUUGGUCUCAGUAAAUAUACCUGAAGGGAGAAUGACUGGGAUAAUUUAAAUUUGAUGCUCAGCUGGCUGGGUGUUGUGAGUUUGAGACGUGUUGAUCUAUCGGACAUCACCACGACGGCCCGAGCAGUGUCUCUUCCAGGAUAUGAUUCAACUUUCUGCUGCAAUUUUAGACACGAUUGACCGAGAAAUGUGAAGUCUCAUUUUUUUUUGGUCAAAGAAGAAUGUUACGAACUGCCUCCACAUUAUUUUGGUUACAUUUAUUUCCUUUAAAAAGUCUGUAAAUAUUUUUUAUCCAUGAUUCCUUUUUCUUUUUUUAAAAAGUCUUUAUUUUCGUUAUGACUAACAAUUGAAGCCACUGCAGUAUAACGACAAGGGCUCUACUGGAUGAUUGUGUGGUACGUUUGAUGGUUGUCACUUUUACAGGGUUAAUUUAUAAAUGUGUGUCUGAAUGUUUCUUUUUUUUACGUCCAUAAUAAACCUAAAAUCUUCA